AUGAGGAAGGACAUCGCUAUAUUUUUCCAGAGCUUGCCCAAGGAGGGAGACAAACAAGAUGACACAGAAUGGGCCAAAACUACAGACGCAGAAUGUGCAGAAGAGGAGGGUACCCAGGGGUCAGAUGACGAGACGGACAGCCCAGAAGCUGUGAGAGAGAGAGAGGAGUCUCCAGAAGGACGAGAUGAGCCUGUAUCUAACCCCUCAGCAGUAGAUCAAGAUUGGGUAAUGAGUGAUGCGGAUGAUACGAUAGUUCAGCCCGAUUUCGAGCCUGAUAUUGUACGGGUGGACGCUGACAACGAUGUCAUUAUGACUGACUCAGAAGAUGUAGAUGGACAUCUCGAGAGCCCUGAGAGUCCGGGCUCAGACAAAUUGCACUCUCACUGCCCCGAGGACAUCGACAUCGACAUUACCAUGAGUUGA
Messenger RNA from Microsporum canis CBS 113480, 423 nucleotides. RefSeq lists its product as uncharacterized. Bases 1 to 423 code for a protein of 140 amino acids. The transcript has a single exon. NCBI's taxonomy places the organism in Eukaryota, Fungi, Ascomycota, Eurotiomycetes, Onygenales, Arthrodermataceae. The record is from RefSeq and is a predicted model, not a curated record.